CUAUUAAUCGUCAGGAUCUUGAGAUUUGAGAUCUAAUAAUGGAGUCAUUUAUAUUAGAUUGGGAAAUUUGUUCCCACAUAAGGAAGUUUGGUGACUAAAGUGACAUAAAGUAAAACGCUGAGGGCUUAUCUGAUUUUUGUGUCGUGCUGAGAAGUGAGAACCAGAGGGGCUGAGGUUAAUUACCGUGAAACCCUUUGGCCACCCAUGGCUGGCUGAUAAUAUAAAAGGAGGGCCGGGAGCAGCUUGGAGAACACAGAGAGGAAACACCGAAAAACCAAGUGAGGAUAAACACUUCUCCCUUUUUCCACCCUCUUCCAUUUUUUUUCUCAGCAACCAAGCAAUCGAUUUUCCUUCAAGUUCAUCCCUUUUCCCCCCUUCCCCAAUUCUCUGUAUCCCUUUCUGUCAGUCGUCUGUCUCUCCAAGCGUUAAAAAGGUUUUCUCAAAGCUUUUAACUUUUGAUUGCCAGGUGAUUUCACAGAAUUGAGAUCCAGUAUCAAGUUCUUUUUCUUUUUGUUCGAUUUGUAGCUUUGUUUUCAGCUAAGAGGGUCGAUUUUUGGUUCCCUCUGUAGUUGGGUUUAAUCUUUUUUUUCUUCUUCUUCUUCUUCACUUCCCCUGUUUUCCAUUCCAUUUCUCUGUUUUUUUUUUAGCUUUUUAAAACAGGCAUGGCGGCAGCUAUAGAUAUGUACAAUAGCAGCACCAGCAUAGCUUCUUCUUCAUCUGAUUUUUCAGAUCCUUGUAGUGGAGAGCUGAUGAAAGCACUUGAACCUUUUAUGAAAAGUGCUUCUCCAUCUCCAUCUCCAUCUCCUUCCCCAUCUUAUUCUUCUUUUUACCCUAAUAAUUAUUCCCCUGAAUCUGAUUCGAGCUCUACCCAAUUUAUUUCACAAGGGUACUCGAUGUACAACCCCCAAGUCUCCUUCCCUUCUUCUUCCCUAGGUCUAAACCAGAUUACCCAGUCCCAAAUGCUCCAGAUCCAGGCUCAGCUCCAGCUCCAGCAGGCGAAUCUGGCCGCAUCACUCCAUACCCAGAGGUUCAGCAGCUUUCUGGCCCCGAAGCCCGUCCCGAUGAAGCAAUCCGCCGCCGCGGUGGUGGCUUCAUCGAAGCCGGUGAAGCUUUACAGGGGAGUGAGGCAGCGCCACUGGGGGAAAUGGGUCGCCGAGAUCAGGCUACCCAAGAACCGAACCAGGCUCUGGUUGGGCACCUUCGACACCGCUGAGGAAGCUGCUCUGGCUUACGACAAGGCAGCUUAUAAGCUGAGAGGCGAUUUCGCCCGGCUCAAUUUCCCAAACCUCCGCCACCAGGGAGCCCACGUCUCCGGCGAAUUCGGCGAGUACAAGCCCCUCCAUUCCUCUGUCGAAGCCAAGCUCCAGGCGAUUUGCCAGGACUUGAAACAGGGGAAAACAGGGGAGCCGGGUUCCAAGCGGGCUAAGAAGGCGAAACCCGCCGUCGAUGCCCCCGUGGUUCCGUUGAUGAAAGUGGAGGAAUCGUCGGUGAGCGAGGAGGAAUCUUCUUCGAAGGCGGAGAGCCAGUGCACCGGAUCUUCGUCUUCGUCUUCUUCCCCUGAAUCGGAUAUGUCGUUCUUGGACUUCUCGGAGACGGAUUCGAGCUGGGAAAUGGCGGAGAAUUUCGGUUUGGAGAAGUUCCCUUCUGUGGAGAUCGAUUGGGCUGCGAUCUGAAGAGUUUAUUUGCUAUGUAAUUUUUAGUUUACCCUUUUUAUGCUUUUUCUUUUUCGGUUUAGGUCAGCUCAGCAGCUAUCUGCAAUGGAGUUUUUGACAGUUGCAGAGGAGCGCUGAGACUACAUAGGAAGAUGAAGAUCUGGUCCAAGUUGGGUCAAUUUUUUUUCACCUGCUUGUGGCCUUGAGAAGAUUUGAGGGUCUAUCUUCCCUCUCUUCUCCAUUAGUAGUUUUUUUUUUCCACUUUUUACUUUGUUAGGGUUUGAGGGUCAUAGCUUGGUAAUUUUUAUCACCAGCUUUGAUCAUUCUUCUUUUACUUUGUAUCCUUUGGGGGCUUCUGCUAUUGUAGCUUUGUAAUUAUUAUGAUGAUUAUUAUUAAGCUGUGUUUGUUUGUAGUCUUUAAUUAUCUUCUAUAAUUUGUGUUUCUGACUGCUUUCAAAAUAAUUCGAGUUGUUUUCA
Molecule: messenger RNA, 2129 nt
Organism: Linum trigynum
Lineage: Eukaryota; Viridiplantae; Streptophyta; Magnoliopsida; Malpighiales; Linaceae
Source: the annotation of a GenBank genome assembly